This is a messenger RNA of Aplysia californica (California sea hare), 1416 nucleotides long. Its product is annotated as COMM domain-containing protein 5. The transcript has 5 exons. The record is from RefSeq and is a predicted model, not a curated record. Gene Ontology annotation, cellular component: nucleus. The coding region runs from base 373 to 909 and encodes 178 amino acids. Lineage: Eukaryota; Metazoa; Mollusca; Gastropoda; Aplysiida; Aplysiidae.
AAUUUAAAACUUCCGGUUCUUGUGUUGUGGUCUCAUGAUAUGACCACCGCUGUGUCGAUAAACAACCACAGUUGUUAUGAAUUACUCAAGGCGAGAUAACGAUAUCCAAUUAUUCAAAAGAGUCUGACAUUUUGAUACUCUCUUAUGGGAUUUUUUUGUAGCCUGUAAGUUUUUUUAGGCGCUCGCUGUGUUAAGGUGGGACUUGCAGACCUCGGUGUCUGAGUGUCCUUAUUUACUUGGCAGUCGAGUUGCAGUGACCCCGCCCCCUUCAAACUUUGCCAGCCUUUACAAACAAUAGUGACUCUUCGGAUUUCAGUGUCAUUCUCAAAUCAUUUACUCUUCACAAUUAGUUAGAAGUGUCAGUGAUUCAUCAUGUCUAUCGUUCAAGUUAGAGGAGCAGGAGGGACUGUUGGCUUGGACAGAACUGCUUUUUAUGGUGCUCGGGUCCCACAAAAUAUCCACAGGAUGAUCAAACCGCUCGCCAAGUUAGACAAAGGAACUUUUAGAAAAAUCCUGAAAGGUAAGCAUUUGUGUUUUCCUUCGAUUUACUUUCAGAAUUUCAUACAGGACCUCCAGGAGCUUCAAAUUCCUGCAGAAUUUCAUGAGGAUUUGGCAUCUUGUGUGUUUGGCUCCACAAGGGCAUCAAUAGAUGAGCAACUAGAAAAUGACAGGCCCCGACUUCCUUCCUUAGAUCAUCUUGACUGGAGAGUUGAUGUCACCAUUUCCACAGGUGUGUUGAACAGAGUUCUGGCAAGAGGUGUGACCAUGGAUAUGACUCUCUCUGAUGGCAGCAUACGGAAUUUUGAGAUGUCUGUUGCAAAGUUUCAAGAUCUUCGUUUUCAUGUAGCUUCUGUACUGAAUGAAAUGGAAAGACUAGAAAAGCGCAGCAUCUUAAAAAUCAAAGACUGAUGAACAACAGAAAUAUUCAUUUUAAUGUUAAGUUAUCACAGACAGAUUGCUUUGUUAUUUUAUAAGAUUGCAUGUUAAUAAAGAAAACAAGGAUUUUUGUCUAAAUUUUUUUGUGGAGUUUAGAAAGAUUUCUGAAGUGUCCAUUGAACAAAUCCAUAAAGAGUUGGACAUGAUUGUUAUUUAUGUGAUGAGAUUAUUGUUGUUUUUAUAGUCCGCAAAUUUCUCAAUGACAGAGACACCUUGUAUAUUUCAGUUAAUUGUUUAAUUUUCUUUCUGAAUGGUAUUCUGACAAGUAUAUUAUUUGCAUAAUGCUGACCGUUGUAGUUGGAGACUGUCCUUAACCUGAAUGAGUGUUACCGGUGUGUAAGCUUUUUUCUGUGAGCUUCUCAAGUGUUUGUGUUACUGUAACGAUUGUUACGUUAUGAUACCUUGAUAUGCCUUUAUGUCGAGAAUGAAAUAGGCCAGUCUUCGCAAAUAAAUAAGUACUCCGACUAUUCUUUUUGGGAA